This is a messenger RNA of Diversispora eburnea, 2750 nucleotides long. Lineage: Eukaryota; Fungi; Glomeromycota; Glomeromycetes; Diversisporales; Diversisporaceae. The record is from the annotation of a GenBank genome assembly.
UAGAGGAGCCUCAACUCGCUACUAUCACAGCAAAAGAACAAAUCCCUGUUCAAGAACCACAAAUCACCGUUCAAGAACCACAAAUCGCUAUUCAAGAACCACAAAUCGCUGUUCAAGAACCACAAAUCGUUGUUCAGGAACCACAAAUCGUUGUUCAGGAAUCACAAAUCCCUGUUCAGGAACCACAAACCCCAGUUCAGGAAUCACAAAUCCCUGUUCAAGAACCACAAAUCCCUGUUCAAGAGCCACAAAUUUCAAUUGAAGAACCACAAAUUUCAAUUGAAGAACCACAAAUUUCAGUUGAAGAAUCACAAAUCCCUGUUCAAGAAUCACAAAACCCAGUUCAGGAAUUACAAAUCCCUGUUCAAGAACCACAAACCCCAGUUCAAGAAUCACUAAUCCCUGUUCAGGAAUCACAAACCCUUGUUCAAGAACCACAAAUCUCUGUUCAAGAACCACAGAUCCCUAUUCAAGAACCACAAAUCCCUAUUCAAGAAUCACAAAUCUCAGUUCAGGAACCACAAAUCUCAGUUCAGGAACCACAAAUCCCAGUUCAAGAAUCACAAAUCGCUGUACUGCAACAAAUCAUUGCUCAAAAUAAGUCAAUCAUUUUAGAUAAUGAAGUUGAACGAACAUCCGAAUCUAACGAGAUUUUACGAACACAACCACCACCCUCUAAUCCAUCUAAUCCAUCUAAUCCCCCUAUUCUAAAUGAUUAUGAAGUUGCACCGGGAAUUGUGAAAAAUGAAGAUAAUUUAAUGGAUACUUCAGCAGAUACAUCAGUUGAAACUUCAGUGGUGAACUCGGAUUAUAGUAGUGUUAUUCCACCAUCAUCACUUACUUCAUCAUCAAAUCCGGGGUCUCAGGUAGAAUUUAACACGGCGAUGGCGAAGGUGAAAGAAAUUGCAGCAAAAUUGGGAGUCAAACCGACAGUUGAUACUACUCCGCUCAACAAGGUGUUAAACGUUCUCAUGAUGAUAGUUAUAGUUCUCAUGGUUCCCGAGAUAGUCGCGAUGAUUAUCGUGAAGAAUAUCGAAGAGAUUCUUAUAAUCGACGUGAUCGAAAUCGUUAUGAAGAUUAUGGAGGGAGAGAUCGAAAACGGAAAUAGACAUCGUUAUGGUCUAGGUAGUGAAGAGAGACGAUCACACCAUGGAUCACAUUACGGACCGGGUAGUGAUUUACCUCGGUCCACCACCCAUGAAGAAUUUAAAGUUCCCAAUGCGGUUGUGGGUUUGGUAAUUGGUCGUGGUGGUGAAAAUUUGAAAAGAAUUGAAAAACAAACAGGUGCUAGAAUUCAAUUUUCGCAAGAUCAACCUCCAGAUGUUGUAGAAAGAAGAGUAACAAUUACAGGUACUAUGGAAGAUGUCAAAAAUGCCAGAGGAAUGGUUCAACAACUUGUAGAAGAUGCUAUUAAUGGGAAUUCCACUAGCCGUCGAGAUUCGGGAUCUAACCGAUCAACUAUCACGAUUCAUAUUCCAAGUAGUAAAGUAGGUGUUGUUAUUGGACGUGGUGGGGAAACUAUUCGAGAUUUACAAGAUCGUAGUGGGGCUCGUAUAAAUGUUACCCCUGAUAGUGCUGCCAGUCCUCAAUCUAAUGAUCGACCUGUAACUUUGAUUGGAGAUGAAGCAGCAGUUCAAAGAGCGAAAGCAUUAAUUGAUGAAAUUGUGAAUACGGGUGAAUCCAUCUCUGACAGAGGUCAUAAAGAAUAUCGCUCUAAUAGUUAUAGCGGUGCAAGUACGUAUAGUAAUGAUAGUCAUGGUAGUUAUGGACCUUCUGGAGAAACAGUAAGAGCACUUCAACAGCAAUCAGGUGCUAAAAUACAGAUUGAACCUGUACACGGUGCACCACCAGUUGAAAGAAAUGUACAGAUUAUCGGUUCUUCUGAAAAUAUUGCUAUCGCGAAACAAUUGAUUCUUGAAAAAGCUGCAUCUGGAAAUCGCGAAAGAUCAUCACGUCACGGUGAUCAAGGAAGAGGGGAUUACACUUCAGGCGGAUAUCAACAAAGUUCCUAUCAACAUGGUGGAAAUUAUCAACAAGGAAGUUAUCAACAAGGGAAUUAUCAACAAGGGAAUUAUCAACAAGGUGGAUAUCAACAAGGUAGUUAUCAACAGAUUAGUGGAUAUCAACAAAGUAGUUCAAUUCCUGCUAAUAAUACUGGAAAUCAAGGAUAUCAACAAAAUAAUGGAUAUUCCACGAAUGCUUAUCCCCAAUCUCAACAACUUACAUAUGGUCAAAGUACUAAUAACGAUUACGCACAAACUACUGCCGUCACAUAUAGUCAAUAUCCAGCACAAGCGCAGUACAAUACUUAUGGUCAACCCACCCAAUAUAGUCAAAUGUCCACCGGACAAUCUGUAGGUCAAACGACUGGACAACCUGUCGUGCAGCAACAAGUGGGGCAACCUUCUAAUCAACCACAAGCGGUAGAUCCAAACAAACUUGGUCAAUCAACUGAAGUCAAAUCUGAUUCCCAACCGGUAGCAGCAGUUCCAAAUUAUGGUUAUCAAUAUGGGUAUAGUAAUUAUGGGACCACCCCUGUUGCUACUACUCAAUUUCCUAAUACUGUUGGUGGACAAACUCAAGUAACUUCGGCUACUGUUACUCAAAUUCCUGGAGCAUAUUCAUCCACUGCUUUAUAUGGUACACCCACAGCAAACACUGCUGUUAAUCCACCAACUUCUUCAGCACCUGGAACGGUUGAUCAAAAUCCUAAUCAACAACAACAAUCUUAUGCUUAUUAUACUAGCUAA